Messenger RNA from Coccidioides posadasii C735 delta SOWgp, 126 nucleotides. RefSeq lists its product as uncharacterized. NCBI's taxonomy places the organism in Eukaryota, Fungi, Ascomycota, Eurotiomycetes, Onygenales, Onygenaceae. The record is from RefSeq and is a predicted model, not a curated record.
AUGAAUAAAAUGGGGCCAGGAAUUAUCGGCUCGUCCCACAGCGAAGCGUAUGUUCGAGCCAUGUACGCCGCUAGCGCCGAGAGGUACGUACGUUGGAGGCUACUACCGCAGGUAUCUUUAGAAUAA